This is a messenger RNA of Pochonia chlamydosporia 170, 1674 nucleotides long. Its product is annotated as PAF-acetylhydrolase family member. Bases 1 to 1674 code for a protein of 557 amino acids. The transcript has a single exon. Gene Ontology annotation, molecular function: 1-alkyl-2-acetylglycerophosphocholine esterase activity. The record is from RefSeq and is a predicted model, not a curated record. Lineage: Eukaryota; Fungi; Ascomycota; Sordariomycetes; Hypocreales; Clavicipitaceae.
AUGCCCCCCGAAUCACCCCCCUCGCCAACCCUCGAACUCACAUCCCUCUCACCCUCACCCACCGAAUCCAUCUCCCCAGACUCCCCCCUCCUAACACCAACAUCCACCACCCCCCAACCAGCCUGGCUCCUCCCAUCACGAACCGGCCUCCAAACCACCCUCCACAAAGCCCGCACCAUCACCACCCCCCUCCUCCGCCGCGUCCCCCGCCUCUCCCUAAAAUCCUCCCUCAUCUACAUCCCCCUCCUCUACACGCUCAUCUGCCUCACCCUAUCCAUCCCGCCGUUCGCAUCCCGUCUCCCAGGCUACACGGGCCCUUACUCCGUCGGCGCAAUCGAUCUCGAAGUCCCUCUCCCGAAAGCACAACUCAUAGCGGACCCUGUGUUCAAAGACUCUCACACCCCAGCUUUUGAACUUGAAACCGUCCUCUUCACAAUAUACUACCCCAUCAAUAAGGAUGUCAAAUCCCACAAGAAGCCCCUAUACUGGAUUCCCAAACCGAUAAGCCUCACAGCAAAGGGAUACGCUCGAUUCGCCCACGCAGAUAACCUCUUCAUUCGACCAAUCUUCACGUUCGCACUAUGGCUCAUCGCAGGAUCAAUCACCAUCCCCGCACAAGUCGACGUACCACUCUACACAUCCACUCUCAAAUCCCCAGUGGUCGUCUUCUCGCACGGCAUGGCUUCCUCUCGAACAGACUACACAAACUACCUAGGCGAACUCGCGUCCAGGGGAACCGUCAUCGCAGCCAUAGAACACCGCGACGGCUCCUCACCAGGAAGUUUCAUCAAAGUCCCAGACCAACCAGCCAAGAAUAGAAUCCACUUCCGGGAAUCAGACCUCCUCGCAUCCCCUUCCAACAACACGCCUGUCGAUACACCGUCCCUCAAAAGACACCAACUCGCGUUUCGGGACGCAGAAAUAUUCUACACUAUCCAGCUGCUGCAGCGAAUUAAUGCGAAUUCUUCAAUCCCAUGUACACGCUCGACACCAGAAUCCCUCGCAUCAUUCGCAUCGAGGCUCGAUUUUCAGAGGCUCAUCACAGCGGGGCACUCGUACGGCGCGACGGCUACUCUCCAGGCAAUCAAGUCGUCUCACAAUUCUGACUCUAACUCUAACUCAGACUCUAACUCAGAUUCUGACUUUGAGGAUGGAUAUAAAAGCCCCAAUCCCUCAGUAGGAGGCAUAGCCCUAGACCCCGGCAAAGAAAGCGGCCCCCUAAACGCAGACAUCAACAUCCCCCUCCUAGUAAUCCACUCAAACUCAUGGUCCAAGAAAAUGUCCAUCUUCUUCGGCAGACCUCACUUCGACACCGUGCGAGACCUUGUGCAAGACGUGCUGAACCGCACCGGCGCCGCCUGGUUUCUCACCAGUCUCGGCACAAGUCAUCCCAGUGUGUCGGAUGCGCCGCUCAUUGAACACCUGUUACUGAGUUGGACAACCGGCGCAAGCUUGAAUGUAAAGGAAGCUCUAAAGGAAUAUGUUCGCGUGUCGGACGAUUUUAUCAAGUUUUUGGGAUCCAAGCAGGCAGAGGGUCUUUUGGACGAGAAGGUGACUCACAAGGAGUACAACAAAUGGGUGAGCGAUGAGAGAAAAACAUCCUUCCCCAAGGACUUGGCCAGAUUGUGGGAGAUACACGUCAGUCCUGCUUCACCCAUUGACUCGAAAGGCUGA